AUGGCUAUACAACUGCUCUUUUACAGAUUUCCGUUGCGAAAUUCUGAACGCAAUGCUAAAUGGAUAAAAGCUGUUGGACAAAAAGGCUUUAUUCCAACAAAAAAAUCAUGGUUAUAUAAAAAUCAUUUUUUGAAAACGGAUUUUAAAACUUCAGUUGGUGGUACUUAUAAGCUAUUAUUGUCUGAUGAUGCUGUACCAUCAAUAUUUAACAUGAAUGUUGUUCAAACACCAACCAAAAUAUAUUGCUCAGAAAUUUGUAAACCAACUUCAAGUGAAUUAACUACUACAAAGUUAUCUACAUCAGUUCAAGAUGAACCCCUAUGCCUAACUCCAAAAACACAUUUGUGUUUUAAAAGUGCUGAAGAGGAAUUUUCAUUAAUCUCCACUCCUUCUAAAUUUAAAUUAUUAAAGCAACAAAUCAGACGUAAAGAUACUAAAAUUAAUACAUUAGCAGGUCUUUUAAAGUUACUAAAAGACAAAAAAGUAUUAAACAUGGAAUCUGAAGAACUUAUAUUAGACAAAUUUGACGGACUUUCUCAAGAAUUAUUUUCCAACAUUCGUAAAAAUCAAAAUACUGACCCAAAAGGUAGACGUUAUAGUAAGACUAUUAAAGAAUUUUCGCUUACAUUAAAUUACUACUCUCCUAAAGCUUAUGAGUAUGCACGGUUAGUUUAG
Rhopalosiphum maidis (corn leaf aphid) is the source of this 675-nucleotide messenger RNA. RefSeq names its product THAP domain-containing protein 2-like. The transcript has 3 exons. NCBI's taxonomy places the organism in Eukaryota, Metazoa, Arthropoda, Insecta, Hemiptera, Aphididae. The record is from RefSeq and is a predicted model, not a curated record. The coding region runs from base 1 to 675 and encodes 224 amino acids.